GUGUUUCUCUCUCCCUCUGUUUUUCUCUCUCUCUCUGUUUUUCUCUCUCUCACUCUCUGUUUUUCUCUCUCUCUGUUUUUUUCUCUCUCUGUUUCUCUCUCUGUUUCUCUCUCUGUUUCUUUCUCUCUCUCUGUUUUUUUCUCUCUCUGUUUCUCUCUCUCUCUGUUUCUCUCUCUCUCUCUCUGUUUCUCUCUGUUUCUCUCUGUUUCUCUCUGUUUCUCUCUCUCUCUGUUUCUCUCUCUCUUUCUCUCUCUCUGUUUCUCUCUCUCUCUCUGUUUCUCUCUCUGUUUCUCUCUCUCUUUCUCUCUCUCUCUUUCUCUCUUUCUCUCUCUCUGUUUCUCUCUGUUUCUCUCUCUCUCUGUUUCUCUCUCUCUCUCUCUCUCUCUCUCUCUCUCUCUGUUUUUCUCUCUCUCUCUCUGUCUUUCUGUCUCUCUCUCUGUUUCUCUCUCUCUCUCUCUCUGCUUCUCUCUCUCUCUCUCUGUUUCUCUCUCUCUCUCUCUGUUUUUCUCUGUUUUUCUCUCUCUCUGUUUUUCUUACUCUCUGUUUCUCUCUCUCUGUUUCUCUCUCUCUGUUUCUCUCUCUUUCUCUCUCUCUUUCUCUCUCUCUGUUUCUCUCUCUCGCGCUUUCUCUGUUUCUUUCUUUCUGUGUCUGUCCGCUGGGUUUUGUUGUCAGGACUUCCCCUCACGCUGUACAAACAGUUCCAGUGAGAAGCCAACCACUACUUCCUCCUCAUCGUGGUGAUGCCAAGAGAUGCAGUGACUCUCAGAUGAAUAACUCUGUGAUGUCCUCAUCUCCCAGAGUCUCAGUUUCAGCCCAUCCCAGUGGAAGGUUGAAUGUGUGGGAGAUGUGUUGUGGCUUCACGAAGACCAGAUCAUCCCGGUGAGUUUCUAUGCCUAGGCUGAUGCUUCAGCUUCCUCAGCACCCCUUGCAGGUUUACGAACAGUCACAGAUUGUGAAAAGUUAUGUUAAUUCAAAACCUGUGUCUCUCUUGCGAUCUGGUCUCCUGUUCAUGACUCUUGUUCCCCUUUCUCCCCCUCUGCCUUUGAUCCUCUCUAUUCCCGCUUCUCUCUUUGUAUUAUAUUCAUAUUAUAAUACUUCCAUUAUUCAGUCACUGCAGUGUUGUUUUUGCAAAGGGACCAACGUGAAGUAGCUACCGGCCCUGGCUGCCACCCAUACAGAGAUGACCACUGACCCAACAGAGCAGACCCUGGCCUCCAUCCACACAGAGAUGACCACUGACCCAACAGAGCAGACCCUGGCCGCCACCCAUACAGAGAUGACCACUGACCCAACAGAGCAGACCCUGGCCGCCACCCACACAGAGAUGACCACUGACCCAACAGAGCAGACCCUGGCCGCCACCCACACAGAGAUGACCACUGACCCAACAGAGCAGACCCUGGCCGCCACCCAUACAGAGAUGACCACUGACCCAACAGAGCAGACCCUGGCCGCCACCCACACAGAGAUGACCACUGACCCAACAGAGCAGACCCUGGCCGCCACCCACACAGAGAUGACCACUGACCCAACAGAGCAGACCCUGGCCGCCACCCACACAGAGAUGGCCACUGACCCAACAGAGCAGACCCUGGCCUCCAUCCACACAGAGAUGACCACUGACCCAACAGAGCAGACCCUGGCCUCCAUCCACACAGAGAUGACCACUGACCCAACAGAGCAGACCCUGGCCGCCACCCAUACAGAGAUGACCACUGACCCAACAGAGCAGACCCUGGCCGCCACCCACACAGAGAUGACCACUGACCCAACAGAGCAGACCCUGGCCGCCACCCACACAGAGAUGACCACUGACCCAACAGAGCAGACCCUGGCCGCCACCCAUACAGAGAUGACCACUGACCCAACAGAGCAGACCCUGGCCGCCACCCAUACAGAGAUGACCACUGACCCAACAGAGCAGACCCUGGCCUCCAUCCACACAGAGAUGACCACUGACCCAACAGAGCAGACCCUGGCCGCCACCCAUACAGAGAUGACCACUGACCCAACAGAGCAGACCCUGGCCGCCACCCACACAGAGAUGACCACUGACCCAACAGAGCAGACCCUGGCCGCCACCCACACAGAGAUGACCACUGACCCAACAGAGCAGACCCUGGCCGCCACCCAUACAGAGAUGACCACUGACCCAACAGGGCAGGCCCUGGCCGCCACCCAUACAGAGAUGACCACUGACCCAACAGAGCAGACCCUGGCCGCCAACCAUACAGAGAUGACCACUGACCCAACAGAGCAGGCCCUGGCCGCCAACCAUACAGAGAUGACCACUGACCCAACAGAGCAGACCCUGGCCGCCACCCAUACAGAGAUGACCACUGACCCAACAGAGCAGACCCUGGCCGCCAACCAUACAGAGAUGACCACUGACCCAACAGAGCAGACCCUGGCCGCCACCCAUACAGAGAUGAGGAAGUACAGUUCCCGCUCAGCCCAGUCAAAACUGUUCGCUGCUCUGGCCCCCCAAUGGUGGAACAAACUCCCUCACGACGCCAGGACAGCGGAGUCAAUCACCACCUUCCGGAGACACCUGAAACCCCACCUCUUCAUGGAAUACCUAGGAUAGGGUAAGUAAGGGUAAGUAAUCCUUC
Molecule: messenger RNA, 2612 nt
Organism: Oncorhynchus keta (chum salmon)
Lineage: Eukaryota; Metazoa; Chordata; Actinopteri; Salmoniformes; Salmonidae
Exons: 3
Coding region: 1181-2587 (468 amino acids)
Source: RefSeq, a predicted model, not a curated record